Messenger RNA from Branchiostoma belcheri (Belcher's lancelet), 3372 nucleotides. RefSeq names its product E3 ubiquitin-protein ligase rnf213-alpha-like. The coding region runs from base 134 to 3292 and encodes 1052 amino acids. The transcript has 11 exons. The record is from RefSeq and is a predicted model, not a curated record. Lineage: Eukaryota; Metazoa; Chordata; Leptocardii; Amphioxiformes; Branchiostomatidae. Gene Ontology annotation, molecular function: ATP hydrolysis activity; ubiquitin-protein transferase activity.
CCUGCGCCUUCAGAUCACAAAAGAAGCCGCGACCCUUGCCGUGACACGUACUUUAAAAGGGCGCUCAACGAACCUGCUUCGGAACUCGUUGGACAGUACACCGUUGUGAGUAAAGCUGUUUCACCACGCCACCAUGGAGUGCCCCAAGUGCAGCUUCACACAUGAAGUGUUCAAGUUCUGCCCGUUCUGUGGGGUAAAACUUCUGAGCCGAGCGGGAGGGGAGGGGCCAGGGCCUCCGGACUCAACGGGAUAUCAUAACUCUCCUUCAGCACCUUCAACAGAAGAAGACAAGAUGAUGACAGAGACCGACAGAGACAAGGACACAACAACUCCUACUGCAGACAACUCCAGCGAGGACGGUGCUGGUGGGUCACCAGCGCCACGUGAUGAACAACUGGCAUUGCAAAAUAGUCAAGUUGUCACAAGCUCUGCCAACGCUGCUGAGCACCAUGGACAUGACAAAAAUUGCAGACCUAGUACAGAGCUGGACAAAGUCCAAAAGGAAUCAGCUUAUCCUUCUACUGAGGGUCAAGGAGAAGACGGGGCCAAGGGGCCUGGUGCACAAGUAGAAAAGGGGGAGCCUUGUGCAGAAGGGAAGAAAGAGGAGCCUGGUGCACAAGUAAAGAAAGAGGAGCCUGGUGCACAAGUGGAGAAAGGGGAGCCUGGUGCACACGUGAAGAAAGAGGAGCCUGGUGCACAAGUGAAGGAAGAGGAGCCUGGUGCACAAGUGGAGAAAGUGGAGCCUGGUGCACAAGUGGAGAGAGAGGAGCCUGGUGCACAAGUGGAGAAAGAGGAGCCUGGUGCACAAGUGGAGAAAGAGGAGCCUGGUGCACAAGUGGAGAAAGAGGCGCCUGGUGCACAAGUAAAGAGAGAGGAGCCUGGUGCACAAGUGGAGAAAGAGGAGCCUGGUGCACAAGUAAAGAAAGAGGAGCCUGGUGCAAAAGUGGCGAAAGUGGAGAAAGAGGAGCCUGGUGCACAAGUGGGAAAAGGGGAACAUGGUGCACAAGUAAAGAAAGAGGGACCUGGUGCACAAGUGGAUAUAGGGGAGCAGCCUGGUGCACAAGUGAAGAAAGAGGAGCCUGGUACACAAGUGAAGGAAGAGGAGCCUGGUGCACACGUGGAAAAAGGGGAGCCUGGUGCACAAGUAAAGAAAGAGGGACCUGGUGCACAAGUGGAGAAAGAGGAGCCUGGUGCACAAGUGGAGAAAGAGGAGCCUGGUGCACAAGUCAAGAAGGGGGGGGCUACUGCAAAAGUAAAGAAAGAGGAGCCUAGUACACAAGUGAGGAAAGGGGAUCCUGGUGCAAAAGUGAAGAAAGAGCGGCCUGGUGCACAAGUUGGGAAAGGGGAUCCUGGUUGCCAAGUGGAGAAAGAGGAGCCUGGUACCAAAGGGAAGAAAGAGGACCCUGGUGCAAAAGAGAAGAAAGAGGAGCCUGGUGCACAAGUGAAGAAAGAGGAGCCUGGUGCACAAGUGAAGAAAGAGGAGCCUGGUGCACAAGUGAAGAAAGAGGAGCCUGGUGCACAAGCGGAGAAAGAGAAACCUGGUGCAAAAGCGGAGCAAGGGAAGCCCGGGGCCACACAGAAUGCUGAUGGAAAGAAAACGUGCAGUGAAACUGACAAAGACGUAGAAGGGAAACAUAGACACAACGAGAAAACUAAAGAGAAAUCCAAGGGUAACGGAAGUCAAGAAAAGAUGUCAAAAAGCCAAAGGAAGAGAAUGAGAAAGAAGGCGAAGGCAGAAAAACGAAAAAACUUAGCGAACCCUGCUAAGAAGGAUGGGGAUUCAGACAGACAGAGCACGGAAGCAGACGAGACAAAAUCCCAGCAUCAACAAGACGAAGAAGAGGUAGACACUGACCAAAGAGAAGAGGAGGAUGAGACGGGUGCUGACAAAAUGAUGAUCUAUUUCCACGUCCUUCUUCGACCAGGCGAUUUCAAAUACGACCCAGACCAACACCAUGUGGAAGUGCGGAGCAAUCUGACUAAAGGAUCACAAGGCUUUACAACGCUUGUGAAAAUGUCUACUAUAGGCAAAACCAACGACUUUUUGGUGCUCGAGGGACAAAAGGCGGUGUCUGCGGACAAGGUUGUCGGAAAGGCUGUGGAGUACAAGUAUGCUGUUGUAAAUGAUAAAGCAAAAGGGAAAAACCAUGUACAGUGGGAGUUCAUUCACCGAUGGGUAUCACAUGGGAUGAUCACAAACCGCUGUCUGCUCAUUCCAAAAGAUCGCGCUAAUCCUGGAGGUGUCUGGCACCAGUACAAUGACUUCAUGCUGCCCGAGGAGAGCACAGGUCGAGUGAUCUUCAACAGGGUAAAGAAGGCUUUUGGGUUGGAUAGAGCUGGGCUGAUUGAGGCUAAAACUGUAGCGAUUCAAAUGUGGCUUCCUAAAUGGCGCGGCCUCUACAGUGGAGACGACGCUCGUCACGACGGGAAGGCAUCGGACGCCUUGUCGCAGAUUGACGACGUCACUCGUGGAAUAGGAGGGAACUUGAUAAUCGUACAAAACACACAACCGGAAGUUUGGGACCCCUACGGAUUCAACGUGAAUAAAGUCAUCGAAGCCUACGUGUCGAGAAAAUUGGACACAUUUCACCUGGCGUCGGAAGAAAAGCAAUGCCCAACUGAUCGCCUGGUGUCCGCCCUAGCCAUCACUUACCUGAUACGGAAGUUUGGCAUCAAGCUCUGUAAAGAGAGAGAGGAAGUUCUCUUUGAAGCCUUAUCACUGACAGUAGAUGUAGAGAAGAUGACGUGCCAGGGACUGAAGGAAGUAUUCGCCCACUUCGAACCGGAUUACAUCAGGGAGCUGCCCACGGCUAUACAAUCUCUCAUCAAUGGCGCCUUGCUUCAGGCGAAUCCAACUCCAAAGUGGCUGUUGGCCAUCCCAAUCUACCAUUUCUUAAGAGGCGACUCACAGCCCUUUGAACAGCGUACUGAAGACGCCAGGGUUGGCAGCGCUGCGUGGUUCGGCUUGGGAGGAAUCAAUUUUGACAAACUGAAGACAAACGCGAAGUGGUGCAGGCCGUCCAUAAAAGACUUCCUCAACAAUAUCAGCGAUUUGCUGCGUUGCGAUCCCCUGCUAUGGAGGACAGUUGCUGCAGUUCUUGAAUUGAAGGAACUUGAAGCAGUCUGCGGAACGAGAAUUUUUACGCCUUCGGAAUCAAUCGCCGCCCUUGGCUUAACCAUUCGACGACAAGCAAGUCGUGGGCAUUUACCGACGUCUGACCAACAGGCCGCUUGUCGGACAAUGGAACAGAUUGCUGUCCAGUGUAGUGAGGAGUCUUUCUGGAUCAUGUAAGUGAAGCGUUUCUAAAACAUGUGCACACGUACACACGUGCAUACAGCCUCACAGGCACAACACAUACACAUCGCAUAAAU